Molecule: messenger RNA, 7043 nt
Organism: Pelodiscus sinensis (Chinese soft-shelled turtle)
Lineage: Eukaryota; Metazoa; Chordata; Testudines; Trionychidae
Source: RefSeq, a predicted model, not a curated record
UGCCUUCCUUUCUCGAAGGAGGAAUGCAAUGUAGACAUACCCUGAGCUAUGAACUUUGCAGUGGAAGCAAGUACCAUUAGUUACUAUUAAACCCUAAAACAUUAUUUUGAUCUCUAGAUUAAGUGGAUAGAUACUUAGUAAUUUUGACCUAUGGUUAAGUCUGUAAGUUUACAAAACUCAAAGUGAAGACAUUCCUGUUGUUGUUGUUGUUAAGGGGUGGACUAGCAAGAUCAUAAGAGGCUACUUCCUGAAAACUAAAAAUAUCUGUGUCUAAGAGAUUUGUGCAUCUGUCUUCAAGUCUGUUCAAGAACUCCUAAAUGGUCCAAGAGGGCUAACGUUUCACUAGAGCCAUAACUAGAAUGGAUAAUUAUUUUAAAGCAGCAGUCUGUGACCUGGACAAACUACUUGAUGAAUUUGAGCAAAAUACAGAUGAACUUGACUGCUACAGAACAGCUGCAGACCAGUGCGAGUCAAUACAGCAUUCAUUCUCUUCAGAAUUGGAUCAUUUACAACCUGUAUCCCUAGUUUCCAAAGUGCAAGAAUAUGUUAGCAGUUGUAAUACGUUACAAGAACUCUCUCUAGACAGUCAAGCUACAACAAAUAUAGCAAACUUUGAACUGAGUUCCGCAGCACAAAAUGAGAAAAAUGUUACUGGACUCGAUCUUCUGUCUACUGUGGAUGGUGGGGUCUCAAAUGAAAUUCAACCUUUGAGCCUGGGGAGGUGUAGUAUACCCAUAUGUGAUCUCAUCAGUGACACAGGUAAUUCGAUCCUUGCAACAAGUAGUCAUGAAGAUAUUCAGAAGCUGCAGCCAGAUGACUUCCAGUGCAAUGAGAACUCUUUGGUUGGCUUUGAUUUAUCUUUAGUACCAGGUACAGUUUGUAGUUCUUCAAUGGGUUUCAACAGUGUUUCAAACACAGAGCAACAGAAUGGUGGGGACUCAGCACUACAAGAUGCAGGACAUCUGCCAACAAAAGAGUUAAGCCAAUUAGAUUUUAAAACACAUAAUUGGAGUAAAACAAAGCUCUCCGAUUCAUGUGAUGGUCAAAAUAAGACAGAAACUUUAAAGGAUAAUAGAGUAUUUGAUCAGGUGGAACAAAUUACAGGCCUUAAUGCUACAUCUGCCUUUGUAAAAUCACAGACUUCAAAUACAGUUAUUUCCAAAGAUGACCUAACAUUUGAAAAGCUGCCUUGUGAAUCAUUGAAAGAUGAAAGUCCUUGUGGUAUGAUAAGUCAAGAGGCACCUGAAGAGAGUGUUGUUGAAAAUGUAGAUUCAAAAGAUGAAGGUAAUGGGGAAUCCUUGCUUUCUGAUCUGCCAAAGAGUUCUGAGUUAAACAAAAUCAGUUUAAAAUUAUCUGGAAAAUGCAUUUCACCAGACUUUACAUCUCAAAUAGAGGAUAGGAUAGUAUUAGAUAAUAUAAAAAAUACAGAACAAAACUUGUGCAAUCCAGCCCUUCAUACCAAUGAAAUAUUGCACAAUGUUUCAACUUCAUAUGUAACUGCUGAAGAUGUUCAAACCUCAUUGUCGUGUCUUCCACUUCCUGUAUCCAUAUGUGGUCCAGUAGUUGUAACAGAAGACAAAAUUGGUCAUAUACCUCACAACGAAAUAGCAGAUGUCAUCAGUGAUACUGUGACUAUGCAUGCAGGAAAAUCUAAGCAUGGAUUCCCUAGUAUGGAAUCCUUUGGAAAGAUGAAAGCUUCUGAACCGGAAGAAUACCUAAAACAAAUCAAUCAGUGCUUUGUGGAAGAAAUUAUAACUUUAGAGGGAGAGAAGGGGGAAUCUGAUGAAAUUAAUAAAGAUGAUUCUCCCCAAAUACACACAGGUGCUGAUGGCCCUGUUCCAGAAUCUAAAAUUGAACUGUGCAGUGAUGGUUUUCAGCCAGUUGACAUUCAUGAUGAAAGUAUUACUUGUCCAGCUUUAGCUGACUUAACUUUUGAGGAAGACUUCACUAAAAGUCUAAUUAGUGAUGCAGAGCUUGAUGCUUUCUUAUCUGGACAGUGUCUUCAGCCCAAUAAUUCAAAGCCAUUUGGAGAAGAAAUGGAUGAAUUGCCGCAGACUGAUACAAAUCAAGUGAACUUAGUAAAUGUAAAUAAGCUGGAUUUCAAAAAGGUCAAUGAAUCACAAACAAAAGCAAAACUGGAGAUCAGAGAUCGGAGAGAUGAGAUUAAUAGUACUUGCAGGGUAGCUGAUAUUGACUAUAAAUUAGAGACGCCACCAGAAAAAAGUACAUAUCCUAUUCAGCAAGAGGUCUCUAGCCAUAUAACUGAGACUAAUAUUGAAAUACCUGUGUCUGCUCUUAGUCAUCAGAAUGUACAUAUUGGAGGUGCUAGACCUAAACAAUUGCUUAAUCUUCCUCAAAGAAAUAUACCUGAGAGAGAGAUCAGCAAGACAAAUAUGCCUAGCACUGAAUUCCAGGAAGUGAAUACCACACCCAUAAAGGCCCCUUUUUGUGAAACCAAAAUUAGUACUGACAUAAGCUCCAAUUGUAAUCAGUCUGAUACAGAAAACAGUUUGGAAGCAGGAGGAAGUUGUGUGCAUGCAAAUGUAGAACCUGUUAAAGUUCCUCUAGUUCUGGGACAAAAACAACCAGCCUGGGUUCCUGAUUCAAAGGCACCCAACUGCAUGAACUGCCAAGUCAAGUUCACAUUUACAAAAAGAAGACACCACUGUCGUGCAUGUGGGAAAGUGUUCUGUGGUGUCUGUUGCAAUCGGAAGUGCAAGCUGCAGUAUGCUGAAAAGGAAGCAAGAGUCUGUAUUGACUGUUACACAUCUAUUAAUAAAGCACAGGCAUUUGAAAGGAUGAUGAGUCCAACUGGUCCUAUCCCUAAUUCCAGUAUCUCCUUUGAAUGUUGUUCUACUGUUCCACCUUUGCAGGAAGCGCAGACACUUGGCACCCCUAAUUCUCCAUCUUCUGUUUUGUUACCUAUCUCUGUCCUGAAACAACCAGGUGUUGAUGGGCUGUGCCCCAGAGAACAGAGGAGAGUCUGGUUUGCAGAUGGUAUUUUGCCUAAUGGUGAAGUUGCAGACACAACAAAACUAUCAUCUGGAGUCAAGAGGUCUUCACUAGAUUUGAGUCCAGAAAGCCCUGACUUACCAGAGGUUGCAGGUCCUGUAGAUGACAUUUGUGUGACUGAUUUAAAAACAAAGGAUGAAACUUCAGUUACUGCAGGAACUGAGAAAUUCCACUGUUCCUUAUAUGUUGCUCUGGAUGAUGACCAGUUGCCCACUACAGGGCAAACUGAGAUGUUGCAUAGUCCUGACUCUGCAAUUCCAACUGCUGCUGCAAAUCCAACUGCUGCUGCAAAACAGUUUACAAAAGUUGAGAAAUCUCCUAGCCUUGGCAUAGUGGACCAAGCUACUCAUGAUUCUCCUGUUAGUCCUUCAGACUACAGAAUGUUGUGUGGUAUUGAAAACUGUGUUAGCAAAGAAUUCAGCCUUAUUCCUGAUGGUGAUGGACUGCCACCUCUCUUACUUGCAACUGGAGAAAAAGGAAAAGAUCCUCUGGUGGAAGAACACCCAUCUCAUCAGCAGGUCAUCUUGCUUCUUGGAGAAGAUGGACCUAAUCCAUUAACAUUCAUCCUAAAUGCAAACCUCCUUGUGAAUGUCAAGUUAGUAUCUUAUUCUUCAGAAGAAUGCUGGUACUUCGCAACAAACGGAUUACAUGGCUUGGGUCAGGCAGAAAUUAUCAUUAUGUUGUUGUGUUUGCCAAAUGAAGAUGUUAUUCCUAAAGAAAUAUUCACGUUGUUUGUUAACAUAUAUAAGGAUGCAGUGAAAGGAAAGUACAUAGGAAACUUGGAAAAUGUUACCUUCACUGAAAGCUUUCUUGGUAGCAAGGAUCAUGGAGGAUUCCUAUUUGUUGCACCAACUUUGCAGAAACUUGACAGUCUCCUGUUACCAAAUAAUCCUUUUCUUUGUGGCAUUCUCAUUCAGAAACUGGAAAUACCAUGGGCAAAGGUUUUUCCAAUUCGUUUAAUGUUGAGAUUGGGAGCAGAAUAUGGGGUGUACCCAACUCCUGUAAUAAGUAUCAGACACCGAAAGCCUCUCUUUGGGGAGAUAGGACACACAAUCAUGAAUUUACUUGUUGAUCUCAGAAAUUACCAAUAUACCUUGCAUACCAUAGAUAACUUAUUUAUUCAUAUGGAAAUGGGUAAAAGCUGCAUUAAAAUCCCUCUGAAGAGAUAUAAUGAAAUCAUGAAAGUGAUAAAUUCUUCCAAUGAGCAUGUUGUUAGCAUUGGAGCCAGUUUUAGCACUGAAGCAGAUUCUCACUUAGUUUGUGUACAGAGUGAUGGAGUUUAUCAGACACAAGCAAAUAGUGCUACUGGCCAUCCUAGGAGAGUUACAGGUGCAAGUUUUGUAGUAUUCAAUGGAGCCCUAAAAACAUCUUCUGGAUUUCUUGCUAAAUCAAGUAUAGUUGAAGAUGGACUAAUGGUACAGAUAACUCCAGAGACGAUGGAAGGUUUACGUCAAGCUUUAAGGGACAAAAAGGACUUUAAAAUUACAUGUGGCAAAAUGGAUGAAGCAGAACAAAGAGAAUAUGUAGAUAUUUUCUGGGUAGACAGUGAAGACAAAGUAAACCAGGGAGUUAUAAGCCCAGUAGAUGGAAAGUCAAUGGAAGGGAUUCAAAGUGAAAGAAUACUACAGGGAGAAGAUUUUGAAACUGAGGAAAAGCUUAUGAAGUGUACUGAAGUAUUCUAUAUCCUAAAGGACCAUGAGAUAUCCAGUGCAAUGCCUUACCAGUUUGCUAAAGAGAUUGCUGUAGCCAGCAGUGCUGCUCUUUGCCCGCAUCUCAAAACACUGAAAAAUAAUGGAAUGAAUAAGAUAGGCCUCAGAGUCUCCAUUGAUACUGAUAUGGUUGAGUAUCAGUUAGGAUCUGGAGGCCAGCUUCUUCCACAGCAUUAUCUAAAGGACCUUGACAGUGCUCUGAUUCCUGUGAUCCAUGGUGGGACAUCAGACACCACAAGUGUACCAUUAGAAAUUGAAUUAAUAUUUUUUAUUACAGAAUACCUCUUUUAAUAUAAAUGACAAUAUAUAUUAUACUAUGUAUAAUGUUCUGAUUUGCUAGAAUUAACCCAGCACCAAAGCUGUAAUCCUAUCAACACUAAAGAAGUUAAGGUUUAUUUCAAAAAUAUAAUUGAGUAAUAGAUUUUUAUACUGGGUUUAGUUUCUAAAAAUGAACCAAGUCCUCUAACCCUAGUAUAAAAAAUAACUUUUUUUAUUUUAGAGUUUAAGCUUUCCUAUGGUUGUGAAACUUUACACUUAAUAUAGUCACUGGAAAAAAAGGCAAAGACUUCUUACCUCUAAGCAAUCUGUAGCAUCUACUAUACUUGUUGUAAGGGUAAGCCAUAUACCUCUUAAACCCAAGCAAAUGAUUUAGUAACAGUCCUUAUAAUUAGAUGUAGCAUAAAUCUGGGACACUCCAUGUGGAUGUGCAAAUGAGUUGUAUUUAAUUUUUUUUUAAAUCUUGUAUAUUUAAUUGGUACAGAACUGUUUGUUGCUAUUGAGAUCCAGUAUAAAAUCUGAGGGUUGACCCCAAACAGUGGAUACUUAUGUACUUGUAAUAUGUAGAAUCUGCCUACACAAUGGGAUAUUUAUUGUGUGGGAAGAAUAGAGAACAGAACUUUGUCCAAUAUGUUGUGGAUAUUUGGGUUUUUUAAGAUUUCUUAAUUGGCCUUGUUCUGGCUUAAAAAUCAAGAGAAUUAGUAUGUUUGGUGGUGCUUUUGGAACUUGUGCUUUUAAGCUGAGUCUCUUUAUAGAGUAGCUGGUUUCCUUACGUAUUUAUAAUGACUUAUCUAACUUUGUUGGGUAUUAUUUUUGUAUUACACUGAUUUUUGUUUUCCUGUGCUUAAAAUAUACCUUUGUAAUUUGGGACUUCCAAGAGUGAUAAAGAACAGCCCAGGUGACCCUGAGUAGUUCUCAUGUAGCAAUAAGCCGGGCAUGAAACCUGUAAUAGCUUUUCUGCUUCUAUCUCUAACUUCUGAAACCUCUUCGUAGCCCUAUUUAUUUUUCAGGAAGAAAAUGUAUUAAGUGUGAAUUUUCAUGAUUAGAUUGCAUUUUUGAGGUUCUUUGUAUAGUACGUAUUUUUGAUACUGGGGUAUUAGCAAUUAAAAACUAAGAGGAGGUUUGUAAUUUGUGCCUGAGUGCAGAGAUUUAGAUAACACUGAUCAGGUAUAACUAUUGUGUAAUUAACCUGUUCAUUUUGAAGAGCAUCUUAACACGCUAUAUCUAAAACCAAAAUUGAAUAAAAUGUUGAGUUUUAGACUGACAGAUCAUUAAAAACCUAAAUAUCUAGAUGCCUUCUUCAUUCUCAUAGGAGAUAUUUAUAUAUAUUUUUUGUAUCAAAAACAUAGCUUGUAACUUAAAAAAAGUCACCAGCCCUAUUACCCACACCUUGAAGACCCAUAAUAAUGGAAAUGUACAGGAUUUAAGGUCUUAGGUUAAAGAAACUAGGUAUUUCAUUGUAGUAAUGCAGACAAUUUUUUGUUCAGAGAAAAAUUGCAGUUCUGUGGACCAGCCAGAGACAUUAAGUUAGGUAGCAUGAACAAAAUGGAUGUGUAGUCUUCUGAAAGUGGCUAACAAGAAGACAGCAGGGGCAAGCAGUAUUAGAAACAUGAACAAUAGACAAAUGACCAUUGUCAUGUUUCUCAAUGUUAAGUUCAGUUACACCAGAUGAAAACAAUUUGCAAACUAAUUAUUUUCUCUUUUUUGGUGUUGCCAUAUUGGUAAUUUGGGAAAUCAGAUUCAUGUCUUUAAACUCUUACCAUUUAAUGUUUCAAUUUCAUUUAAUAAUUAUCACUAACAAAUAAAACUGAUUUAAAUGCUUAACAGAUGAGGUAAAAUAACAUUGUUCUAUUAAAGCAAAAAGUACUUCUUGGACACAAGUUUCCCAUAUUUUUUCUGUCUUUAAAGUUUGUUUUUUUGCUUAAUUCUGCUGUUGUACUUGGAGUUAUAGACUGUUCUUACCACAGAAAUUGCUGUUUAUUUCCAAAUACAGCUUUCGGCAAUAGACUGUAAAUAAUACUGACAAAUAAAUGGACCAGCAUGAAA